Molecule: messenger RNA, 2335 nt
Organism: Lathyrus oleraceus (garden pea)
Lineage: Eukaryota; Viridiplantae; Streptophyta; Magnoliopsida; Fabales; Fabaceae
Exons: 6
Coding region: 482-1870 (462 amino acids)
Biological process (GO): positive regulation of transcription by RNA polymerase II
Cellular component (GO): nucleus
Molecular function (GO): chromatin binding; RNA polymerase II transcription regulatory region sequence-specific DNA binding; histone binding
Source: RefSeq, a predicted model, not a curated record
UUUAAACAUUUUUUUUUAUGAAAAUAAAAAUUCAAUUUAUGUGGACAAUUCUCCUCAAUCCUCACGAAGUUUCGCCAACAUCAACCAAUAAGAUGCCUAUAAAACUCCUACACAAAACCAACGGUCCAGAUUUAUUCAAGAAACACACGUGUACGUCAUCGAGAAACCCAACCACGAAAUUGGCUCAAUUCAGUUUCAUCCUAUCAUCACCUAGACGAGGAAAAGAUCGAGUGCUCCACACACAUUCAAUAGGGUUCUGACUUCACCGCCGUCGUAAAUAUCUUCCGGUUAGGGUUCCGACCAUAACUGAGGGUGCAGAUCGUGAAACCUUCCCGUAGCUUUCAGCUAUCGAAUUUUUUCGCCAUUUUCCAAGGAGCUGUUUGUUAGGAACCUCUUUGGAAAAAGAAAGUUAUCACUUGAAGUCAACAAAUCUAUAGUGGAUUUUUUGAGGAAUAUUUUUCACCUGCAAGAGUUGAAGCAAAUGUCUUUACAAAAUAAGGGAUUUUGGACGGUAAAAGGAUCUGGACAUGUUAGUGACAGAGAGCCAGUAUUUGAUAAUCCUUCCAAAACUGAACCAAAACGGCCUCAUCAAUGGUUAAUUGAUGCAACUGAAGGGGAAUUUUUGCCAAAUAAGAAGCAAGCAAUAGAAGAUGCAAAUGAAAGAUCUAGUUCAGGAUUUUCAAAUGUUAAUUUUACUCCGUGGGAGAACAAUCACAAUUUCAGUUCAGUCCCAAACCAAUUUAUUGAUCGGUUAUUUGGAUCUGAAACUAGGCCUGUCAAUUUCUCUGAAAAGAAUACUUAUGUUUCUGCUGAUGAUUCUAAUAUGAGAUCAAAGAUGAUCUCCAAUCAUUAUGGAGAUGAUGCAUCUUUUGGCUUGUCUAUAUCUCAUUCUGCUGAAGAUUCUGAACCAUGUAUGACUUUUGGGGGAAUCAAGAAAGUCAAAGUAAAUCAAGUUAAGGAUUUCGACAUUGUACAAGCUCCAGAGGGACAUGAUUUUGAUAGGCAGAGUAAGGGUGAUCUACACGAAGCCUAUAAUGGGGAAAUUGAGACGAGAUCUGGGUCAACAGGGCAAGCCUUUGACAAGGAUGGCAAUGUUGCUUUACUGGGACUCACCUAUGGCAGAGGGGAUGCCCAUAUAAGAUCGUUUGUUACCCCCUUUGGCAACUUAGAUAACACAGUCCUAUCAAUUGGCGAAUCCUUUAAUAAAGAGGACAAAAAUAUAAUUUCUUUUGGUGGAUUCCCAGAUGAACGGGGCACUAUCUCUAUGGGCAGGGCUACUACAGACUAUGAACAGUUAUAUAAUCAAUCAUCAGUUCAUGUGUCAACAACAGUUCAUGAAAAAGAGUUAGAUGCAUCAAAUUCCGGUGUAGCUGAAAGUACUCCUUCGGUGGCAACAAUAAAGCCUGAAUCUGUGACCAAGAAUAAACAAGAUAUCAAAAGGAAAGAAUCUCCAAACACCUUCCCAACUAAUGUCAGGAGCUUGAUAUCUACUGGUAUGCUUGAUGGUGUUCCUGUGAAGUAUGUCUCAGUGGCGCGGGAGGAACUCCGUGGGAUUAUAAAAGGCUCUACCUAUCUUUGUGGGUGUCAGUCAUGUAACUAUUCUAAGGGUCUGAAUGCUUAUGAGUUUGAAAGGCAUGCCGGUUGCAAAACAAAACAUCCAAACAAUCAUAUUUAUUUUGAGAAUGGGAAGACCAUUUAUCAAAUAGUACAGGAAUUGAGGAAUUCCCCGGAGAGUUCAUUGUUUGACACAAUUCAAACUAUUUUCGGUGCACCAAUUAAUCAGAAGGCAUUUCGUAUUUGGAAAGAAUCAUUUCAAGCAGCAACACGUGAGCUUCAGCGUAUUUAUGGAAAUGAAAGACGUAACCUCUAAGUCUCCACCACCUCUGUGCAAACUUAACAUAGGUUAGGUUCUAGUGUGAAUAGCAAGAUAGAUCAGUUUUCAGUAUUUUGUAUCUUUGUUUAGCUCCGGUGCCUUUGGUGCAUCGUGUACCUUAGUAGUUUUGCUUAAAAGAUUGGAAACUUUAUGUAACUUUUGUCCAAAUCAUUGGGAUUAGGUGCUUUACUGGCAGAAUCGUGGAGUAUAGUUUCGAGAAAGCUGAUGCUCUUGGGUGAUUGAAGGAGCAAAACUUAAUAAUUUCGGGGAACUGGACUCCUAUGAAGUGUCAUGUGACUUUCUUAUUUGUACUCAAAUACACAAGGAAAAUUCACGUGAAUAUUUUAUUAGUUCCUCAUGGGUUGAUGGAUUCUUGAGAGGAUCGUAGAUAGUUUCUGUUUGUUUGGGCGGUUGUUCUUGAGAGGAUCAUUAAUAGAUUCUGUUUGCUUGUGCGUUUGUUCA